Messenger RNA from Acromyrmex echinatior (Panamanian leafcutter ant), 5714 nucleotides. RefSeq names its product Dual-specificity tyrosine phosphorylation-regulated kinase 2. Gene Ontology annotation, cellular component: cytoskeleton; cytoplasm; nucleus. The record is from RefSeq and is a predicted model, not a curated record. Gene Ontology annotation, biological process: peptidyl-threonine phosphorylation; peptidyl-serine phosphorylation. NCBI's taxonomy places the organism in Eukaryota, Metazoa, Arthropoda, Insecta, Hymenoptera, Formicidae. Gene Ontology annotation, molecular function: protein serine/threonine/tyrosine kinase activity; ATP binding; protein serine/threonine kinase activity.
CCCGCGCGCCGUACGGUUGGUAGGCGUGCGUUCAUCGCGCUCGACCGUCCGUCCGUCCAUCCGUUCAAACGUUCGUUCGUUCGUUCGUUCCGCGUACUGUUCGCUGUCUUUCGCUGUAUUGCCUCAUAUCGCCUUCUUCCGACUGCCGUUGCGAGCGAGUCCGACGCGUGCAAGUGAUAUUCGCACGGUUUUCCUCUGUUUCUUCCUCCGGAACUGCUUGCAGUGCCUACCCUCGAUUAUCGUCGUCCAACGGCGGUGUUCCAUCCGAGAGGAAAGCGGCGGAGUCAACGACGGGUGCUACUUGACUCGGUGAGACUCCCUCUCGGUGAGAUCUACCCUUUUGGAUUUUUCGGGAUCGUUUCUCAGGCUGGUGGAUCGUCCUCGUACGCGGUCAAUCCUUCCUGCACAUGAUCUCAUAUCAUCUAUAGGCAUCUCCAGUAACGACGAGGAUGUAGCCCAUGUGGGGCUUUUCAACGAGAGCGAACCGCACGAAUUUCAAGUCAAGACGACGAUGAUGAUGCGCGCGAUACAGGGAAGAGGAAUUGACCGAGGGAAGAACAGGUCAGCGUAGAAGAAAGAAGGAGAGAUACCUCUUUGCUCACUCGCGAGAGAACACGCCGGAUGUUAUCGCGAGACUGAUAAAAACACUGCCAGGAGUAAUGACGAGCUAGAUUGCCGCUUCGUCCGCUGAACCGUUCCUUGGUCGAUCUUAGCUUUUGCUCCUCGCUAACUGCCUCUCUACCUGCCCCCCCUUCCUGCCAGUCCCUCUUCGUGUCAGUCCUGCCUUCGUCACGUAUACACGUACACGCUUAUAUUAAUAUAUACACACAUCCGUUCUCUCUCCCUCGAGAGAUCAAAGACUGAAAAUAAAAGGUGGCGACAUGUUGGGCGUGAGUCAGCCGGGCAACACGCCCUCGAGCUUGCGGCACUCGGCGAGCUUCUCGUGCUUGCAACGCGGCACCGCCGGCGAGGGUCAUCGCGCGAGGACCUCAACAUUGCUGCAACAGCCGAGUCUACAACUGAGCAACGGUCAUCAUCAGUACACGUCCAGCGGCCAGGCGGCGGCAGCUGCGGCUGCGGCGGCCGCGCAUUGCUCUCUCCUGCAGCAUCACCAACAACAGUCCCGCGAACCGUUCGAUCCUGUCCUUCAGGACGGCAACGAUUACGGCUUCGUGCGGAUCCGUCCACGGUUGCGCAGCACGAAUGCAACCUUGUAUCACGAGGAGGAGGUGGCGGCCGCGAAGAACGCCCUGAGGGAACAGCGCGACGCCGCUGCGUUUAGCGACCGAGAAUGCGAUUCCAAUUUCAGGGACUGCCCGUUGAAAGUCAAGGAUCACCGCGACCUCUCGCCGAAGGGAACGGCCAAGAACCAGAAUCCAUUACGGGGCGCAUUAAUCCUUUUUACUUCAACAUCAUCCUGGUGGAAGGCCCGACAACGGGAGGAACAGCUAAAUGCAACUGGCGGUGCCACUGCCGCUAUCAGCGCACCGUCCUCGGAACGGAAAUGGUCGGGUACUUCGAUGGCGUCACCCUCGAAUGAGAGAAAGUGGCCGUCCUCGAUGACAUCGCCUACGAAUGAACGGAAGUGGUCCGUGGGUAACAGUCUGUUGACGUCACCAUCGAAUGAGAGGAAGUGGAACAGAUCCUCGGUUUCGUCCACAUCGACGAACCAACAGGAUCGGAAAUGGCGAUCCCUUGGCGCACUUUUAAGGACUCCCGUCGGAGCCAGCAGUAGCUCUCACGUCAGCCAGAAUUCCCUGACUCAUAACAUGAGCGUAUCCAUGAUCGAGAGUGAUCACUUCCGCGAGGAAUCGCGAGGGUCGAGCUGUAAGACGCGCUAUCAACAACCGACGUCCUACUCGGCACGAGUAUCCCGUGCCAGUAGAGACAUUUACCGGGAGAACGGAGAGUUUGGUCAAAUUGUUGGCAAGUCGAAGGUCAGCCGCAGGUUGUACCAAGAUAGCGAACCGACAAUCGAGCUCGACGAGAGACACAUUACGCAUCGUAAUCGACAUCAGCUGGAUGAUCCCGAACAAUGCAGGAGCAUUAGAGAAGGACGCGACCAUUGCAGAGCCGCGGAACAGAGCGCUGUAGAGACUCGCGGCACGACCUCCACUACACGAUCGAGCCGCGCGCAAAGCUUUUAUCUUCUGGACGACUUCCUGCGACCGCAGCCACAGCAGCCGAGCAACAACAAGUGCAUGUUGAAUCUAUACAUGUCCCCGUCGCACGCCAUCAAAUGCGGCAACGAGCAUGGCAGGUCGUGCGAGAUUAGGCAGGCGACCUGCCAGCAGGCGAACGUCAGCAGCAAUAUUACGCCGCCGCGACGCCACAACUCGAGCUCGGACAGCCUCGAAGUGGCCACCAGUCCGCUGCCGCCGCCGGUGCCGCCGCCGCCGCCGCAUCAGACCGCCGGUAACACGCGGGACCGCGAACGGAAUGAGAACCCAAAGGAGCCGAGUAAGGACGUGUGCCCGUGCAAACUAUGCUGGACCAAUAUGCAGAGAUCUCUUGUGGAAGAGAGUCCUGGAACGUUGCACAAGGAUGUCGGCGGUGCUGGUACGAAGGUCAGCGAGAAAACCGUCGGUGGCGUCGGUACGGCGACCCUCACCACGCUCUCCUCCAUUAAUAACGCAUCCAACACCGGCCGUAAUAAAAACAAUCCCGUAUCUCACGAGAAACUGCCGUCUUUUUUCAACAGCAAGCCGACGCGAGUGGACAAGACGGACAACAAUAAUGCGAACAAUUCUAACAGCACGAGCAACAACAUCCACAAUAUGCCGCUGCAUGAACCCAUCAGCGCAACUUCCCCCGAAGUAUACGCUGGGAGACUGCCCAUGACGCCCCAGGAGGCGGUGAAGUAUUACGGCUCCAGACUGACGGAAUUCGAGCGUGCUGAGAUCGAGAAGUACUCGGAGAUUUGGUACCUGGGUUUGUCAGCCCACAAAAUCCACGGCGAGGAGGUCUCCUCCCAGAACGGCGGUUACGACGAUGAAAACGGCAGUUACAACAAAGUCCUGCACGAUCAUAUCUCUUACAGAUACGAGAUCCUGGAGGUGAUCGGCAAGGGAAGUUUCGGCCAGGUGAUCCGAGCGCUGGAUCACAAAACGGGACAGCAUAUCGCCAUCAAGAUUAUCAGAAACAAGAAGAGAUUCCAUCAUCAGGCUCUCAUCGAAGUGAGAAUCUUGGAACAUCUCAGAAAGAAGGAUUUAGAGAUGAACUCGCAGCACAAUGUGAUACACAUGUUAGAAUAUUUUUACUUCAGAAAUCAUCUGUGCAUCAGUUUCGAAUUAAUGAGCUUGAACUUGUACGAGCUAAUCAAAAAGAAUAAUUAUCAAGGAUUCAGCCUGAGCCUGAUCCGUCGUUUCGCCAACUCUCUAAUUAGUUGCCUGAGACUGCUCUACCGAGAAAACAUCAUUCACUGCGACUUGAAACCGGAAAAUGUGCUGUUGAAACAACGGGGGAGCAGCUCGAUUAAAGUCAUCGAUUUCGGCUCAUCGUGUUACAGCCACCAACGCGUUUAUACAUACAUACAGUCGAGGUUCUAUAGAAGUCCGGAAGUAAUUCUCGGUCUUACCUACGGUCCACCGAUCGAUAUGUGGAGUCUGGGCUGUAUCUUAGCCGAGCUGUACACAGGAUAUCCGCUGUUUCCGGGCGAGGAUGAGAUAGAGCAACUUGCUUGUAUAAUGGAGGUCCUCGGUUUGCCACCGGAGCACAUUAUCAAUCAUGCCUCUCGUCGCAGACUCUUCUUCGAUCAGAAGGGAAGUCCGCGAUGCGUGACAAACAGCAAGGGCAAGAAGAGAUGGGCAGGUAGCAAGAACCUCUCAAUGGCGCUUCGGUGCUCCGACAUGCUCUUCGUAAACUUCGUUAGCAGAUGCCUCGAGUGGGAUCCAAAGAAGCGUAUGACCCCCGACGAGGCGAUGCGUCACGAGUGGUUGACUUCGUCAUCGUCUUCGCACAUGAGCUCCUCUUCAUCGGCGAUAACUUCAUCGACAGUGAACGCGAGCGCGAAUACGACGACAACGAGUGUCGAGACGCCGCGGGAAUCCGCACACGCUCCACAGACAGUGAGCGUGACUGUGAGCGCACCGCGACAACGGGCAACGACGAUGGAGGACCCACCGUACACGAUGUACCGAUUAUAUAAAGGUCGCAAGUAUAUACAGAAGGUCUCUACAGGUACCGACGGCACCGACAAUGGUGGUGGCUUGAUGGUAAAGAGCAAGCUGAACGGUAGUGCGAGCAGUCACGCCCUGGCGAGCAGCACGCAGACAGCGACGUCGAGGCACGCAUCGACCGGCGACAUCGUUGCGAGCCUAGAUCCGAAUCUCGACGACUCAGGCACGUUCCUGCCGCCGAUAUUGUGAAGUCGGGUUUGUGCCAGCCAUUUCUAAACGGGCUAUUCGCGUAUCGACGCGAUCUGCAGACUUGCUCUUUGCACUUUGAUGCGGAAAAUGCGUAGAUGUGUAUCACUUGACAUAAGUCAAGAGCGAGUAACAAUUGAUAAAAGGCGCGUAUAGAACUGGCUGGCCGGUCCGACGUUCUCGAUGCCAAACGGCUAAUUAAUUAAACGCAGAGUCGCUAGUCUCGGCAUGUAUCGAGCUAUGAGGCCAAAAUGACGAUCUGACGACGGGAGAAGAGCGCGUAGGCAUGACGAGCAAUAUAGCAAUCGCGUGAUCGAUUCGCACUCCCGGGGACUCUGGCGAUCUAAUAUCACUCAGGUAAUCGUAAACGAACUCGCGCGCGCGCGCAUUAUCGUAGUUAUUCGCGGAAAAUAUAGACCUGUUGCCUACGAUGUGAAUACUAGCAAUCGUUAGUGUAUACCAAUUACAUUUCAUGGACCAUCGUACCUAUCUGGUUCGAAUGUUGUUUAUCUCACGCCUAUAUGAAGUUCACGAUUAACAGAUGACGAAAUUUCGGCCGUAUAAAAAAAAAUUACAAUUGUAAGUUCAAAUAGAAUGUGUAGUUUGCCUUGCUGUCGAUGAGCUGUGAGAUAGAUGAUUCAUCGUCGACAUUGCAAUUUCGACGGUAAAAAAAAGGUCGCACGUGUGAAUGCAAUCUAAAGAUAUGCCGCAUAGUAGCAUAUUUUAGAUAACUACGCGAGUGCAAGCGGCGCGAUAUCCGUAUCGUGGCAACGACAUACGAUAGAAAAGUGAGAAGCUUAAGCGAAGCAUAUUAUGAUCAAACAACGAUUCGUCCGACAUUAGUGUAAUGUCGGAGAUUACCAUCGAAUUACGGUCGCGCCUGAGAAAACCUGAGUCGUUUGAGACCUGUGUCGCCAACACAGGAUCGCGCGAUUAAUAACGAAGCGUCAAGGCGAAGAGUAACAUUAAUACAUAAAGCGUGCCCCAGUUUAACGAGGCCUGAGUAGUCUUAUUGUGAUAUUAAACUACCACUGUCUUACUUAGAUCUCUCUGAUAUUAAGAAGUAACGAUCGCUAAUAUAAUAAUUUCAAUUUACUAUUAAUCAUUAUUUUCUUAUUAUCUGUAAUAAUCGCUAUAUCGCUACUAUUACCGCAAAGAUAUAGCGGCAUAUAAGUAACGAGAAUUAUCAUCGAUAUAAUGACAGAGUUAACACUACUUAUAUACGUAGGAUGUACAGAUUUUAAUUACGCGUUUUUGAAGUCCCGGAUCAGCAGCAACAUGCUGGUCCGCUUACUAUGGAUACGUAAAAAAAAAAAAAAAAAAAAAGAAAAAAAAAAGAAGAAACUGUCC